Molecule: messenger RNA, 2473 nt
Organism: Punica granatum (pomegranate)
Lineage: Eukaryota; Viridiplantae; Streptophyta; Magnoliopsida; Myrtales; Lythraceae
Source: RefSeq, a predicted model, not a curated record
ACCUUUGAGUCUGUUCCCUUCCACCCACCGCCACCCCACCCCCCUUCCCCACCCAACCCUUCCUCAUUUCCCCUGUUCGUCUCUCAAUGGCUCUCCCCGCGAGCUCCACCGGAACAGAGCAAGGAGCCCCCCACUCCGCCCCGGACCCGCCCUUCAACCCGCUCGUCCCCGCCCCACCAGUCUCAUACCCGAUCACGACCCUCGAGGACCUCGGGUCCCGCACGUACUUCAACUCAUAUCACUACCCCUUCAAUGUGUCCUCUGUCCCACUGUCCUCGAGACGGCUCCCGGACAGGGGACGCAUCCUCGUCUGCCACGACAUGCAGGGAGGAUACCGGGAUGACAAGUGGGUCCAGGGCGGCAACAACCCCGAUGCUUUCAGUAUUUGGCACUGGUACCUGAUCGACAUCUUCGUUUACUUCUCGCAUAACCUCGUCACUCUGCCUCCUCCCUGUUGGACUAAUACUGCUCACCGGCAUGGAGUCCAGGUUCUGGGGACAUUCAUCACAGAAGGCGACAAAGGGACUGUCAUCUGCAACAAGUUGCUUGCAACGAAGGAAUCCGCUCAAUUAUAUGCUAAGCGCCUGACUGAACUUGCAGUUUCUCUCGGCUUCGAUGGAUGGCUGUUAAACAUGGAGGUCCAAUUGGACAAGCAACUGAUCCCCAACCUGUUGGAGUUCGUGCGCCAUUUAACCGAGAAAAUGCAUUCCUCGGUGCCUGGGUCCUCAGUGAUAUGGUAUGAUAGCGUGACCAUAGAUGGAGAUCUUAUCUAUCAGAACCAGUUGAAUCAGUACAAUAAGCCAUUCUUCGAUAUUUGUGAUGGCAUUUUCGCAAACUACUCUUGGGAGGAGGAUUACCCAAAGCUCUCAGCUGCUGUUGCAGGCAAGAGAAACUACGAUGUCUACAUGGGCAUAGAUGUAUUUGGCAGGGGCACCUAUGGCGGUGGCCAGUGGAAAACAAAUGUUGCCCUUGAUGUUCUGAAGAAAGACAGGGUAUCAGCUGCGAUAUUUGCUCCAGGGUGGGUUUAUGAAACCAAUCAGCCGCCCGAUUUCGAAACCGCUCAAAAUCGCUGGUGGGGUCUUGUGGAGGAUUCAUGGGGCAUGGUUCAAACUUAUCCUAAAGCAUUACCGUUCUAUUCCAAUUUCGAUCAGGGUCGAGGUCAUCAUUAUUCUAUCAACGGAAAUCAGAUAUCUUCCGAUCCUUGGAAUAAUAUAUCGCGCCAAGGAUUCCAACCUUUUGUUAAGUUCGGUCCAUCCAGUACUAUUCAAGUUCUCUUUGACUUUAACGGAGAAUCCUAUAGCGGAGGAGGAAACAUUACAUUCAAAGGAAUUCUCAGUGACAACUCUGCCUAUUUCACGACAAGGCUCUUCCGGGGAGAGCUUCCACUAGGCAGCUCUCCCAUCCAAUUCACAUAUUCGGUGAAAUCAGGAGGGAGUUCUAAGAUCGGCCUCUCGCUCGAAUUCUCCUCUCCGGAAAACCAGCAGAACAAAAUACUCUUAGCCUCACAGGAUGCUACCUACGAAAGUUUGAGCCAGUUCGCAGGAAAUUUCACGAAAGUGCUCAUUUCGCAUGAAGUCUCCAAUCCAAAGUCCAUCCCGGAGUUGGGAUGGGUCCUACAAGAGAAUAGCAUCUCAAUGAAAGGGUCCACAUUAACCGAAAUCCACGCUGUGUGUUAUCAAGAGAAACCUGAUACUGAACUCCCACAAAGCCCAUCAGAAUUUUACGCAGUGCUCGGUCACAUCCUCAUCAAGGCUCCAGGUCGAACCCCGGAUUUCCCACCCGCUUCUUCCUGGAUUGUGGAGGGUCAAUACAUCAAGUGGGGUCAGGGCUCUCAGGGCUCCAGCUCCAAAUCCUUGAGUAUCAAGAUCUCAUGGAAAUUCAAAAGAGGGAAUGGUUCUCCAUUGUACAAUAAGUACAAUAUCUACCUGGUGGAACUGGCUAGAUCGGAGUCGAAUGAUUCGAUGCAAAGGCUUGGCAAGGCGGUGCAAUUUAUAGGAACGGCUCAUGUCGGGGCUUUCUACAUUUCCAAACUUGCUGUGCCGGGUGGAAUUUCGACCAUCAGAUUCAUCAUACAAGUAUGCAACGAUUACGGAGCGUGUCAGGAGUUGGAUAAAUCUCCAUUCUUCCAGCUAAAUGUGCCAGCGAAAUUGAGCGCCAUGAAGGUUGAUGCAUUUGUGGAUGUUGAUGAAGAGGCCACCACAAUAGCAAUUGUCAGAGUGGUUAUUGGCAAGCCGAAAAAGAAGGUUUUGAAGCGUGAAGAUAGAGCGAAAAGGUUAGAAAUUGCAUGCUUCAUGUUGGUGUCCUUGUUGAUAUUGGUGUUGAUUGGACAGUGCUUAGAAUGUAGCGUUGCAAAGUUCAUUCGAUAUUUGUUUUAGUCAUCAUAAAAGUCACUUUGUUGAAAGGAUUAGUGAAUCGUUUCUAAACUUAUACCUGUAUUACUUGUUGAAUAAAGUUAUGAAUGUUUCUCUCCGUA